Molecule: messenger RNA, 1297 nt
Organism: Lolium rigidum
Lineage: Eukaryota; Viridiplantae; Streptophyta; Magnoliopsida; Poales; Poaceae
Product: probable ubiquitin-like-specific protease 2B
Exons: 8
Coding region: 98-904 (268 amino acids)
Biological process (GO): proteolysis
Molecular function (GO): cysteine-type peptidase activity
Source: RefSeq, a predicted model, not a curated record
UUGAGCUCCCUAUUCAGAUUCACCCACCCGCCGGAGCCGGAUUCCGUCGAACCAAACCCUAUAACCGGUCGCCACUCCGACAGUUGCCGUCGUCGCCAUGCCCCGCCGCAGCCACUGCCAGAGCAACGCGCCCAUUGACCUCGACGGCGAGGAUGAGUGCAAGAGCAAGCGUUCUCGAACAAGUAGAACGCCAACAGCGAAGAGCUCAAAUCGCAUUGCUAGUAGCAAGAGGGACAAGACAAAUCAAGACAAACUGGAUACCCAUAUUUUUGAUCUAUACAUUGAGGAUCUUUGGAAGCACAUAGAUGAAGACAAGAAAAGUGCUUAUGCAUAUUUGGAUUCCUUAUGGUUUAACAGUUAUAUUAACGCGAGCGACGAAAAGAAAUCAAAAAUUCUUAGAUGGGCGAAGUCUCUGAAAAUAUUUUCAAGACAAUAUGUGUUUGUCCCUAUUGCUUGUUGGGGACACUGGAGCCUCCUUGUCUUGUGCCACUUUGAUCAGACAGACUGCUCAGAUACUAAAAAAGGACCACGCAUGCUUCUGCUGGAUUCACUUAAUCAAACAGAUCCGACAAGGUUGCAAUCAGAUAUCAGAAGAUUCAUUCGAGGUAUUUAUGAAACGGAAGGGCGGGAAGAAAGUGUGCACUUUAUAAACAAAAUCCGUCUUGAGUUUCCGAAGGUGCCACAGCAAAAUGGGGAGGAAUGUGGUAUAUAUGUUCUGUACUUCAUCCACUGUUUUCUUCACAGCAAAAAAUUGGCAGAGGUUCUUGAAAACAAAAAACUAGAUGAAAACUUCGGCCAGCUGUUUCAUGAUGGCUCAUUUGAUCCAGAGGAAUUUGAGAACUUCCGCAAGGAUGUUCAUUCAUUUCAAGUGAAAAGGAAUACCGCAGUUGAAGAUCAGGAUUGAUUGUAACAUCGCAAUGCAUAUAUGUAGUUAAUUAUUACGAGACGAUCGAAAGUUUCAACUUCCCUGGUGGCAAAUUUUGAGAAAGUUUGAAGGUUGUGGAGAAAGCUGGUGAUAAUAUACAGCUUAUGUAGCUCAGUGGAAGUUAACUGUUUGUCCGAAAAUCGAGCUUCAUGGCAGUUAGCAUCUAAUUACGGGCAUGGUAUGCGUAGAUGCUUCCUUUUUAGCAUUUUUAGAGGGUGUUUUAUGAUCUGUAUUUUGGGGUGUUCAAAUCCAAUUUAGAUGCAAAUUGUGGAAAUGGCCAAGAACUGCUGUAGUUCAUUUUUCUUUCGAUGAAUCUAAUCACUCCGGCAAAGCUUGUGCAAACAAUUGCCAUAGGGUUUCUAUGGAUUGGGC